Messenger RNA from Microcebus murinus (gray mouse lemur), 1524 nucleotides. RefSeq names its product olfactory receptor 2AT4-like. The record is from RefSeq and is a predicted model, not a curated record. NCBI's taxonomy places the organism in Eukaryota, Metazoa, Chordata, Mammalia, Primates, Cheirogaleidae. Gene Ontology annotation, biological process: G protein-coupled receptor signaling pathway. Gene Ontology annotation, molecular function: olfactory receptor activity; G protein-coupled receptor activity. Gene Ontology annotation, cellular component: membrane.
UAGUAAUUAUCAUGGGAAGACAGCAUGUUGCAGAAAUCAGCCCUCCCUACUCAAUGUGGCAACAAAGAUGUCAUUUUUUUUUAACUUAAAGCAAAUGCCAAAAAAGAAAGGAACUUAGGGUCCUUGUUUAAGAGAUCUGAUAUUCCCACAAGGAUCAUGGAAAAAGAGGACCAGGAGAAGUUCUGCAAAGCACAUAACACAAUUACAAUUAAAUAAUUAUGUGAUUCAUUCCUUAAUACCUUUCUUUACCACUAGAAUUUCAGCCCCAUCAACUUGUCUACUGUAUACCCAGAAAAUAAUAACACAUGGUUUGUAUACUGUAGGUACUUUUUACAUACUGCAGUUAAAAAGGAAAAAGGGAAUUCUGGGAUAGGAUGAAAAAUUUGGGAAUAGGAUGGAACCUAUCAUCUAGAGAGUUGGUUGCAGAUAAAUGUGGUUACAUUAAUUUUACAGUGAUCAUUAUAUAAUUAUCAUUCCAGAAUCUCUGGUUGUUCUGGCUUCCAGAUGGGCCAGGUUCCCAGAUGUUCCCGGCUCCGGAGCAUCCAGCUCUGACCCGCCAUGGAGACCACAGGCUGUAAUGGAUCAGUGGACUCUUCCACCACCUUCUACCUCAUGGGCAUCCCCUCUCUGCCCAAAUCCCUCUUCCUUCCCAUCUUCUUUGUCUUUCUCCUCCUCUACCUGCUCAUCCUGGUGGGUAAUGCCCUGAUCCUGGUGGCUGUGGUGGCAGAGCCCAGUCUCCACAAGCCCAUGUACUUCUUCCUGAUCAACCUCUCCACCUUGGACAUCCUUUUCACCACAACUACUGUCCCCACGAUGCUGUCCCUAUUCCUGCUGGGAGACCACUUCAUCAGCUUCCCUGCAUGCUUCCUGCAGAUGUACCUGUUCCACAGCUUCUCCUGUUCUGAAGCCUUCAUCCUGGUGGUCAUGGCCUAUGACCGCUAUGUGGCUAUCUGCCGCCCACUGCACUACCCUGUCCUCAUGACCCCACAGACCAAUGCAAUGCUGGCGGCCAGUGCCUGGCUCACUGCCCUCCUCCUGCCCAUCCCAGCAGUGGUACAGACCUCCCAGAUGGCAUUUGGUCCUGUGGCCCAGGUCUACCACUGCUUCUGUGACCACCUGGCUGUGGUCCAGGCUUCUUGCUCUGACACCACUGCCCAGACCUUCAUGGGCUUCUGCAUCGCCAUGGUGGUGUCCUUCCUCCCCCUUCUCCUGGUGCUCCUCUCCUACGCCCGCAUCCUGGCCUCGGUGCUUCGCAUCAGCUCCCGAGAAGGACGGUCCAAAGCCUUCUCCACCUGCAGCUCCCACCUCCUGGUGGUGGGCACCUACUACUCAUCCAUUGCCAUCGCCUAUGUGGCCUACAGGGCUGACCUGCCCCUCGAUUUCCACAUCAUGGGCAAUGUGGUAUAUGCCAUUCUCACACCUGUUCUCAACCCUCUCAUCUACACACUGAGGAACAAGGAUGUCAAAGCAGCCAUCACCAAGAUGGCAUGCUCCCAGGAACCAAAGAAUGCCAGGAAACCCUGA